GAACACUCAGCCAGUGGAUAAACCAGAGCAGGACACCCUCAGUCGCUGCUCCGGAGCCGAGCGGACCGGAGCGCUGCCUCCACAUCCAGCCGGCGGCGCGCACCGGACCAGCGUCUCCGCACCGGGAAGCACAGAAUGCUGCAGCCCUGGACUUCGCGGGACGCGAUAAGGGAGGCAACGAGACGUGCUCCUGAGAGGAAUUUGGGGCUGAACGUCAUGAAAUGAAUCUGCAGCACUGAAUCCUAUGAUUGAGAGCAGCACACCGACCAUGUUGGAAAUAACUGAAACAUCGCGCUGCACCGUGUGCUGCUGUACUCUGGCCAAUAAGAUCCUCAUGGUGCUCUUCAUGGUACUCCUCAUCUUCGCCAUCCUAUUUGGGAACUUGGUGACGCUGGCUGUGGUGUUAGGAACUAAACACUUCCACACGCCACAGGGCUACCUGAAGGCAUCGCUCGCUGUGGCCGAUCUGGCUGUGGGCGUAUUUGUGGUGCCGCUGUCCAUCUAUGCUGAGGUCUACCUAAUGGUGACUGACUCCGCACCGGAGUGGACCUUGUACAACUCACAGUCUGUGAGCUUUCAUCCCUGCAGCAUCAUUGGACCAAUCUUUGCAGGAUGCACCUUGGUAUCCAUAACAACAAUUUUCCUGCUGACAAUUGAGAGGACCAUCGCCGUGUUGCGGCCACUCCACAAAGACUCACUGAUUACUCGCAGAAGGACAACGAUCCUCAUCGUCCUCUCCUGGGUGGGGAGUUUCUUCCUGGCCAUUCUUCCAAUGCUUUUCAGCAGCGAGAUCGCUUUGGAGUACAACUCCUGCAGUCGAAUGUGCAACUACGCUCUUGGAACCAUUGGCAAGUUCCCGAGCCAGGCUUGGAACAUCCUACUCCUGUUUCCAGCAUUUGACUUCACACUCCUCUGUGGCACUGUGGUGAUAAACAUCAUCUCUCUGUCCAGCAUCAGGCAGCAUUCCAAGCGCCGGAAACACCUGGCAGAAGCCGAGUGCCAGAGCACCUCCAAGCCUACCUUCUCUGACAUCAAGGCAGCUAAAACUAUUGGGACACUAACGGUGGCGUUCACCGUGUCCUUCACACCCAUUGCUGUGUUUGUGGUUGGAAACGUGCUGGGAAAUAAAUGGUGCAACUUCUCCUUUUUCGCCUUCUGGAUUUUGGCCGCUAACAGUUGCUGGAAUGUGAUUAUUUACAGCGUGAGGGACCAGAAGUUUAGGACUCACGCUCACCAGCUGCUCAUGCCCUUCCAGAGAAACACCACAGCCUGACCCUGUUGCUGAGUGCUUGUCUCCCACUGUUGUUACACAUUGUAGGUGUAAGAGACGUGUCCUGUGCACCGUUGUGAAAUUAAAGCUUUUUUAAUUAAAGUUUUCAGGUCACAGAUUUUGGCUGUGAAAGACCUUCUGUGUAACAGAUAAUUAUGUGUAAAUAUAAAAGCCCCUUACCUCGCUGUGAUUUAUUAAAGAUCAAACUGGUUCCUGUGCACGACAGUAAUAUGGGAGAAAUGUAGAUCCUGUGUAGGACUGUUCAUCAUCCACAGAGCCCAAGAAGAACAAAACAGUUGAACAUCAGUCAGGCAGUAAAGGCUUUGUUAGCUUGUCUCUGUCUGUCUGAAAAUGUGUGGUCUUCACAUAUCUGGUCUAAACUAAUAAAACAUUUGUGAAGGUUUCCUUCUCUCUUUCUAGAUGACUGGUGUGAGUGUGAGCAAAGAUAAAUGGAGGUGAUGGUGGUGAGCAGACAAGGCUGACUUGAGUGAAAACCACUGACCACAACGGGAGGGGAAGCAUGGGGACCUACCAGGGGCACAGGAGUCAAGCAGUGGUUUCUGGUUAGUAUAGUCUAGAAAGACAAGAUGGUGGAUGAAAGCUGGUGACUGUAAUAAUUGUGUGUCACCAUAGGUCUCUUGCUGUAUAUAAGAGACAAAAUCAGAUCAAGAAUUCAGAAACAAGGAACAAACAUUUUCCUUUAAAUGUGUCAGUUCUUCCUGGGAUUAAUCUAGCCUGAACUGUAUGUCAUGAAUAAGGAUCAGGUUUAAGAAGAGGAUCAGGAGGAUAA
Betta splendens (Siamese fighting fish) is the source of this 2060-nucleotide messenger RNA. Its product is annotated as beta-2 adrenergic receptor. Lineage: Eukaryota; Metazoa; Chordata; Actinopteri; Anabantiformes; Osphronemidae. Gene Ontology annotation, molecular function: G protein-coupled receptor activity. Gene Ontology annotation, cellular component: membrane. The record is from RefSeq and is a predicted model, not a curated record. The coding region runs from base 245 to 1273 and encodes 342 amino acids. Gene Ontology annotation, biological process: G protein-coupled receptor signaling pathway. The transcript has 2 exons.